Porites evermanni is the source of this 4107-nucleotide messenger RNA. The record is from the annotation of a GenBank genome assembly. Lineage: Eukaryota; Metazoa; Cnidaria; Anthozoa; Scleractinia; Poritidae.
AUGGCGACGACGGCCGCUGCGUUGGAAAACAAGAAAGUUCGGAUACAAACUACGAUAAAUUCCAGUAAACGGGCGCCAGUUACUGUUACCGUAACCGAUUUUGAUUCUUUUGGCCCUAGGUAUCGCUUGAGGGAUUUGCUGUCAUCUGAUAAAAACGAGGAUAAAGAAAGGUAAGCCGUUAAGGACCUUAGCAGUGUUUUUAGCUUACCUAGCCGCAGGGGUUGAAUAAGCUAUCGACCAGUUGGGAUGAUUCUUAUUUGCUAACAAACUCUUAUCUACUCAAGCUUGGGUCCUUAAAUCCGCGGUAUAAUUUGAUAUACUUAAAAACACCGACAUAGCGUGUGUUUUCCCUUUAUUCUGCAUUAAUACAAGCUAAUAAGUAGGAAAUAAUCAGCGGCUCGGUUGUCGCCCCCUUACGCCGCUUAAAUUGGAAAGUGGGCCAGUUUUUAAGAAAUUUAAUAUUAAAAGCUUCUAGGUUAAAAUGAUUUACAUGACAUUAUAUUUUUUGUAAUGCUUAAAUAUGAGGGUAUGAGUACAGUAUCGAGAGAUAAUACGCCGCAGAAAUCGGACAAUAUAUUUUUGUUUUGAAAUGUUAAAUCGAGUGCUAAAUUAUCGUAUCUGAAGACAUAAGCCUAAGCUUAAAUAUUAGUUACUUUCUAUGACCAACGUUUCCUUUAUUUCAGCAAAAAGAACUUCAUUUUAAUAAUUCUAACUGAAUUCCUCAAACCAACUAAUUUUAAAAAAUGGCUAAAAUAGAAAAGGAAUAAAAUUAGCGCGAUAAUAUAUGCAUAUUUCAGCAGCUGUUGUCAAGACUUCUUACUUUUAGUCGCUGCCUUAAUUCAUUUUAAAACGUCUGUGGGCUGAAAAUGAGAUAUUCAACUGAAUAAAGAACUAAGUCUAUCUCUAUCCUUAAUUAACAGUUUUGCUUGCUAAGGUGUAACACGGGAAAAUUUCACAAUUUAUUUUUUUGCGUUACAGUACAUUGGACUUUGUUGUUUUUGUUGUUGAUGACAAUGAAAUACAGUUUUGGAUAAUUCGGCUUUGUUAUCAUCAGAUGGUGGCUAGAAAAUAAAACCUUGUUUAUUCUGCCAGUGAGCAAGAUGAAACAAAUGCUGCAUUCUGUGUGGCUACCAGAGUGGACCUUGUGUUUUUUUCAUUUUUAUUGAACUCAUUUUUUCUCUAUCUAUGGGAAAAAAAAAAUUCCAGCCAUCUUGACCUUGGUCAAUAUAGCAUACGGUCAAUCCCCGUUGGACACUGACGGGGCAAUGGAAAAAGUCUGUAUUAAGCGGUUUGAAUUUAGAGAAAAUAUAAGCUAGGGCCUUUCUUUCCUCAAGGACAAAGCAAAGUGUGCAUAAUAAUGAGGUGUGAAAAGUGUUUAUGACCAGCAAUGUUUGUAAUGGUAACAGGACUGAGUGGAGGGUUAGUAACUGUUAGUAACUAACUCCCGCUACAUGGUCGUCCGAUUUUGUUAAUCACUCGUAUGAUUACAGACCGAAUUGGACGACAUGAAGUUCUGUUACCGAUUAAUCAUAACUUUAACAAAAUUUGUGAUAUAAUAGGCUAUUUUUUACAUCAAAACACAAGAAAUUCGACAUUUUCUUUUGCUAGCUUGAAAAAAAAAAGCCAUUUAAGCGCGCGCUUGAUGGCGCGUACUGUCCGAUUACUUAGGCAUGACGCGUCUGUCCUAUUCAACUGUCCAGUUAAGGCUGAAAUUAGGGCAGUUGAUAGCCAAUCAGAUUUGACAAUUUUGUUAUAGUUAUGAUUAACACUUUUAUUGACAUCACUUUAAAUUCUUUUCCAAAACAGUUAUACAGUCAUACUAUCUGCAAUCAAUAGAAGCAACCUCAGUUGGUGAAAGUUGAUACUAAAAAGUUUAAUUAAGUUACUUUUAACUGAUGCCAAAUUAAACCGUAAAAGUGCUGAUAAUGGCUUUAACACAAACAGCAAGUAUAACCAUUUUAUCUUGUAAAAUGUUUUACUUUUCACACUCGUAUUUUCAUAGAAGACUUCAGGUGUCAUUAACAUUGACAGUUUCUCUAUUGUAGUGUUUCUGAGAUAACAUUUUAAUUUCACAGGGUGCGUGUUGAACACUACGUUCGCGACAAGUCAUUUAAAGAAAGACUUAAAUUCUAUUUUGUGACUGAUCAAAGAUCUAGUAAGUUGCUAUUAAUGAGUAGUCUUUUUCUAACAGUAACAUAACAACAUACUGUAAAACAUAUAUUAAACAACGACAUGUAUCUUUUCAAAUAAUAAAUCUUUGUUAUAACUUUUAAAAAAAUAAUUGUAUUCAAAUGAUUUGUCAGUGUAACUAAUCAGGGCUAAAUUCAUGAAAACAUUUAAGCUUUUUAAUGCCGAUAGUUUAAGUAAGAAAAUGUGAAUAAUUUUUUUUGGAAAUGAUCUUUACUAAGCCUUAACAUUUUCAAUGUUAUGCUAAUAUCUUCACAUAUAGGAUCUAUGGUAAAAUAAUUUUUAUAUUUGCAGUCAGAAUAUUGUGAUGAAAUUAGAAAUAGAUAUUAAGUGCAUUAUGCUCGGAAAAAAAAUCUGAGGCCCCAGUGGGAAUCAAACCCAUGACCUUCCAUAUACCAGAAGGACGCUCUAACCACGACUGAGUCAUGGGCAACUCACUUGGUGAGCAGGUUGCAGGUUAGGGUAGCCACAGGACUUCACAUCUUGCGAGGAGUACACUGGACUAAAGUAAAGCAACACACUGACUUACUUGCACCAUGCAAGUACCUUAAGAAAGUGUCUUGUACACUUUAAAGCCAACCAACCACCCAAGUGUGAUGAGAUCAGAAAUAGAUAUUAAGUACAACUAAGAAAUGCUUGGAAAAAGAUACGAGUCCCCAGUGGGAAUCAAACCCAUGACCUUCCAGAUACUGGUAGGAUGCUCUAACUACUGACCUAAACAGACUCCUUCAGUAUACUGUGGGUUGCCAAGUGUGUCGCCCAUAGCUCAGUGGUUACAGCGUCCUACCAGUAUCUGGAAGGUCAUGGGUUUGAUUUGUGCUGGGGGCUCGGAUUUUUUUCCGAGCAUUUCUUAGUUGUUCUUUAUAUCUGUUUCUAAGAAUAUUAAUUACCCAACAAAACAAAUUUCAGUGAGAUCAAGUGAUUAAUCAAAUAGUCUCCAUACUACCAAUAAACUUUUCUGAAAGGUGUAAUAGUGUUGUUUAUGAUUACAGCUAAAUUUGUUUACAUUUGUUGCAUGCAAAUACCCUCAAUUCUUCUCUCAUAUGCAAACUAUCAUGACUCAAAGUAUUUUUAUAAACCCUAAUAGGUAUAAGAUGGCAGAUAUUUCGCUUUAUGCUGAAGAUAUUGUCAUGUGUACUGUAUGUUGUUCGAAGUGUUCAAGACACAAAGCCACAUUUAGCAGGCGGGUAAGUACAGUUAAACAGACUCCUCCAGUAUAUGACACCAAAAUGCAGUUAUGGCAAUUUAACCUGUUUAGUGGACAUGGGUAUACUUUUGAGGGUCCAAGGAAGCUACCUAACCUAGAUUACCUUAGGUGAAGAGUGACACACUGUUUUACAAGUAAGGGCGAGGGGUAUUUCUUUCAUUAUUAUGUUUCCAUUCCAAAUUUGUUGUAACUCCUUUUCUGUUUGUAUUGCUUGAAGUUUAUCCAAUUUCCCAUACAGGGGACACUUAUGCCCGGUUUCAACUCUUGAUCUCAAGGGUGUUGGGUUAUGGGAGGUUAUAAUUAAGGUCCUUUUUAAAUACUGAUAUUGAAAGUGAGAUAAAAAAUCCUUUAUUAUUAGCUAUAGCAUGUAAAUUGUUUUAUGAUAUGUAUUUGGCUAUUUUAACAUGUUUAUGUUUCAUGAUAUCACAUGUUGAUACUUAUUAAUAAAAUAUAGGUUAUCGUAAUUAUUUUAAAACAAGCUUGUAAUUCAGUUGUCUAAACUCAGAAAGUGUGGUUUACAGUGAACAACUCAAUUUAUCUUAAUAAUCUCUUCAAAACUGCUGUUAAUUUCUUUAAGGUGAAGGAAUUAUGAAAAAAAUAGUGGUAUGUAUACAGUGUGAAUAGAUAAUAAUACACUUAAGUGUUUUUUCAACAGUUAUGGGUGUCCUGAUAACAGAACUGUUAAUCCGGAAUGGUCUUGCCCUGAAUUUGAG